Molecule: messenger RNA, 2173 nt
Organism: Neodiprion fabricii
Lineage: Eukaryota; Metazoa; Arthropoda; Insecta; Hymenoptera; Diprionidae
Product: juvenile hormone epoxide hydrolase 1-like
Exons: 8
Coding region: 180-1580 (466 amino acids)
Biological process (GO): epoxide metabolic process
Molecular function (GO): epoxide hydrolase activity
Source: RefSeq, a predicted model, not a curated record
UGCUUGGAGUGGGAGAAACUGAUAAAGGAGGGACGACGAAUGCCGUCAUCGAGGUAGGAGUUUAGAUAGUGAGCAGUGAUCGCCCGUUCGGCAGAACCACCGCACGGCUCCUCGUGCGUAUAUUUUGAGUACGGUAACGAUAAAUUUUGUGGAUUCGACCAACGCUGGCAGCUGGGAAAAUGUGGAAAAUCGUAUUCAUCGUUCUGCUGGUGAUUUUUGCUGUAUCAAGGCUUUUCAGCUCGUACGCUGAUGUGCCCGAAGUACCAAAUAUACCGACUGACCAACACUGGGGACCUGGAGAGUCACGCAUAGUUAACACUAAUAUCCGUCCAUUCAAAAUUGACGUCCCAAAAGAGAUUAUUGAUGACCUCAACGCACGCCUGAGUAGGACACGAUCUUUGCGAAAGCCACUGGAUAGUGCAGGAUGGACUUACGGCGUGAACAGCGAGCACCUCCAAACCGUACUAGAGUACUGGAGGACAAAGUACAACUGGACGGAACGUCAAACCCUCCUCAACAAGUAUCCUCAGUUCAAAACUAACAUUCAAGGUUUGGACAUCCACUUCUACCAUGUAAAGCCUACGGUUCCCAAAGGUAGUUCUGUGAAAGUUCUUCCUCUAUUGCUGGUCCAUGGCUGGCCUGGAUCGGUCGUCGAGUUUCAAAAGAUCAUCCCUCUUCUCACAACGCCACGUUCCAACAAUGACUUCGUAUUUGAAGUGAUAGCGCCAUCGCUUCCAGGGUACGGAUUUUCCGAUGCCGCGAUUCGCCCCGGAUUAGGUAAUGCUCAGAUGUCAGUAGUAUUGAAGAACCUGAUGAGCAGACUUGGAUUCGAGAAAUUCUACACCCAAGGUGGAGAUUGGGGCAGUCUUAUUACCGCAAAUAUGGGAGUCCUUUUUCCUGAUAGCGUUUUUGGAAUACACUUGAAUGCAUGCUUCUCAUUCGCACCUUCGGCCACUAUUUGGACAAUUUUCGGUUCGUUCGUCCCGUCUUUGACCAUCAGCGAUGAACACUGGUCCAAAAUGUACCCUCUUAGUCAUCACUGGUCACGUAUGCUCGAAGAAUCGGGAUACCUACACCUCCAAGCCACCAAACCUGACACCAUUGGCACAGCGCUCACCGACUCGCCAGCUGGUUUAGCCGCUUACAUUUUAGAGAAAUUCAGCACGUGGACAAAUCCGGAAUUCCGAUUCAGCAAAGACGGUCGCUUGCUUGAAAAAUUCAAUAUCGAUGAGCUUUUGGACAAUGUUAUGAUCUACUGGGUGACAAAUUCGAUCACAACUAGCAUGCGCUUGUACUCAGAGAGUUUCAACAAGGCUCAUUUUAACCUGAGAAUAGACUCCAUUCCGAUCCACACACCGCUAGCCUGCGCCAUAUUUCCGCACGAAAUCUUUUACCAAUCGGAGGCUAUUCUUCGAUCGAGAUACGCAAACAUGAUUCAAAUAAACCAUCUGCCUCGCGGUGGCCACUUUGCAGCUUUUGAAGAGCCUCAGCUUCUUGCUGACGACUUCUGGUCGUUCGUCGGUCUGAUUGAGAAGAAAGAAAAAACUACUCAGAAGACUGGCAAAUCAUCGGAGCUAUAAGAAAAUUAAUCUUACAACUUUUCAGUUCAUUUUUAUGCGUCGUAUGGUCUACAAUUAUGAAAACGUGUAUCUGUUCUCAAGUUCACCAAAAAAAGAUUGGAUUUGGGGAAAUUGAUUUCAGCUUUCUACUGAAAAUGGUCAACUGGCUCAAAUCAACGAAUGUGUACCAGUAUAGAGGCUAAAAUGAAAAUCACAAUUCGGAAGUAAAUGUUGGCAUUGUGUAAGGUGUUCCUGUAUUUACGGUAGAAUUGUAUCUGAUUCAACUACAGUUAAAAUAAGCAAACAUCACGAAUAGUGAUCUUUUCAACCUCUUGUUCUGGUGUGACAAAAGUCGACAAAAGGUGAUAUCAGGAUAGAGAUUUCAAAUAAGGCGGGGAAAGUAAUCGAUUCGAAUAUGCACAUAACGUGUCUCUUUUUCCAUUCUCUCUAUUUCAUGCCCAACGGGUCCGUAAUAGUAUGUAGGUUCUCUAUUGUCCUUUAAUGAGUAAAAUUUAGCUAUAUUCGAACUGAGAUCAUAGUCAAAUACUCUUAAUUUGGCAGAAAUUGAAGAUAACAUUUUGUAUUAUACAUAUAUUAAACAAAUUUGAAUGAAA